This is a messenger RNA of Perognathus longimembris pacificus (Pacific pocket mouse), 681 nucleotides long. It is a transcript of the gene Gh1, whose product is annotated as growth hormone 1. Gene Ontology annotation, molecular function: hormone activity; growth hormone receptor binding. Gene Ontology annotation, cellular component: extracellular region. The coding region runs from base 1 to 681 and encodes 226 amino acids. NCBI's taxonomy places the organism in Eukaryota, Metazoa, Chordata, Mammalia, Rodentia, Heteromyidae. Gene Ontology annotation, biological process: positive regulation of growth; growth hormone receptor signaling pathway; positive regulation of tyrosine phosphorylation of STAT protein. The transcript has 5 exons. The record is from RefSeq and is a predicted model, not a curated record.
AUGGCUGCAGCCUUCUCUAGCCUCCUGCCUCUCCCUCUAGGCUUUCGUAGUACCUGGCUUCUGGCCUUUACCCUACUCAACCUGUCCUGGUCUCAGGAGGCUGGUGCCUUCCCAGCGAUGUCUUUGUCCAGCCUGUUUGCCAAUGCUGUGCUCCGAGCUCAGCACCUGCACCAGCUGGCCGCCAACUCCUACAAAGAAUUUGAACGUACCUACAUCUCCGAGGGACAACGAUAUUCCAUCCAGAAUGUCCAGGCCUUCUUCUGCUUCUCAGAGACCAUCCCAGCUCCCUUAGGCAAAAAUGAGGCCCAGCAGAAAUCCGACUUGGAGCUGCUCAACUUCUCACUGCUACUCAUCCAGUCCUGGCUGGUGCCUGCGCAGUUCCUUAGCAGAGUCCUAACCAACAGCCUGGUGUUGGGCACCUCGGACCGUGUCUAUGAGAAACUGAAGGACCUGGAGGAAGGCAUCCAGGCUCUGAUGCGGGAGCUGGAAGAUGGCAGCCCCCGGGCUGGACAGAUCCUCAGACAAACCUAUGAAAAGUUUGAAGCCAAUGCGCGCACUGAUGAUGCACUCCUCAAGAACUAUGGGCUGCUCUCUUGCUUCAAGAAGGACUUGCACAAGACUGAGACCUACCUGCGGCUCAUGAGGUGUCGUCGCUUUGUGGAGAAUGGCUGUGGCUUCUAA